AUGAAUUCAUUUUCCCUUUUGACCAUCGCUUCUAUACUCUUGUCGUCAUGUUCACUCUCAUCGACUGCUUUUACUGCUACCAACACAAAUUGCAAGUUCUGUCACACUAGUAGACAAAACGACCAAUCUGUGUCUCUCUACUUGGCUUCUGCUGCCACAAGUACUGCGGCCGGCAGCAAUGACAACAAUGGGAGUAAUGAUAGUGACAAUCGUAGCAGUACUAGCAGUACUACUAGUACUAACAACAGCAAUACUCAAAUGAGUUACAGUAUUGGAAAUUAUCCGCCCCAAAAGAUCACCAUGAGCGAGCUGGUCAACGGUGGACCAAUGGAAGGAGUUGCAGCAGCUUCCGCUGUUCCACUUGGAGAAGCGGAUCUGGCCUUUCGACAGGGGGUUCAAAUGGAAAAGGGAGGCCAGUCGAGGGCAGCCAAUUCGGCUUUUCAUGCAGCUGCCACCUUGUUUCAAUGUUAUCUGGAGGAUGAUGCUUUUGGACACGUUACCAAUCUCGACAAAGGUGAUUGUUUGACCAUCCUAACGUACAACUUGGUCCGGUUGGGCUUCCUAAAUCACGAUGCCUUGAGCGAUCCCCAGGCAGCGAUUAAUCUAUACCAAAUGGCGAUCGAUUUGGAUCCACAACAUCCGUCAGCAGCAUCCUAUGUCGGAUUGGGAGACUCGUUGCAAGCCGAUGGUGGCAGUAGGGAAGAAUCCGAUUUGAAGCAUUUGGAAUUGGCCGCACAAGCCUAUCAGCGAGCAUUGGAACUGACUCCCAACUCGGCCAGUACCUUGUUUUCCUUGGCCGUUGUCUUGGAACGAUUGGGACAAACCCAAGAAGCAGAUGAUAUCAUGACCAAUCUCCAACGACAAGAAUCUCCCAUUAGCUGUUUGGUAGACUCUUGGGGUUAUGUCAGAUGGCACAGUCGCAAGGUUGCUCCUCAUCAUUUGAACUUGCAUCGUGGGACUCGCGACAUGCUCCGGUUGGCCUUGGAUGCGGCCAUGCCCCUCAUUAAACAGCAACGAAAGAACAGUAACCCCGCUUAUGGAAUGGUUUGCGAAUUUGGAGUUGGGUCGGGACGAUCAUUGAGAAUGACACAGGAGAUCCUGCCAUUGGACAUUCACUUGCACGGUUUUGAUACCUUUACUGGACUUCCUCAUUCGUGGGGUGAUGAACCCAAGGGAAGUUACUCCACAGGCGGAGUAGUGCCCACCAACAUUGAGGGAAAUGUCUUUUUUCACAAAGGGCUCUUCAAGGAAACCUUGGUUCCUUUCCUCCAACAAAUGGGAGAGGACGCCUUCUUAGCCUACGCUAAUAUCGAUUGUGACCUCUACACUUCUACAUUGGACGUGUUGGAGGCUAUGCAUGGACGCAUUGUGGAAGGAACGAUUCUUAUCUUUGAUGAGUACGUUUGUCAUCCAACCUGGCGUCAGGAUGAAUUCCGGGCUUGGAGGGAAUGCUGCAAACGUUUCGGAUGGAAAUAUGAGUAUUUGGCGUUUUCACUAUCGACCAAACAAGCUGUUGUGAGAAUAACAGAUGUCGCCUAA
This is a messenger RNA of Cylindrotheca closterium, 1539 nucleotides long. The record is from the annotation of a GenBank genome assembly. NCBI's taxonomy places the organism in Eukaryota, Bacillariophyta, Bacillariophyceae, Bacillariales, Bacillariaceae.